CCGUCUUCCUACUUUAAAAGGCAAUAAAAAGAACAAAAAGAUUUAAUGAAGCAUAUACUUCCUAGCUUUUUAUACCUGUCGUGGUUGUGUUAGGAUGAAAGCGUGUGGAAGUAGGAAUGAUUACGCCAUCACGAUACUUCUAGUUGCUUUUAUUAUUUCUUGUAAUGCUUCAAAUAAUCUUGAAAAGCAUAAACAGUGUCAUUUUGAGGUUGAGAAGAAAUCCGGCAAUUACUUAUCAAAAUGGCUUAAAAUCAUAGACGGAAUGGUUGCUCCUUUAGACAUAUCGUUUACAAAUAACAAUACAUAUAGUUCAACACCAGAUGUUUUGCUUCCGAACAGAUGGAUAUGGACAUUUGUUCCUCCUUUUGGUGGAAAAUUCUACAUUUCAUGGCCCGUGGAUUACUUUGUGUAUUCGUUUGGUCUGCUCGAUACGCAUACUUUAUAUCCUACAAGAAUCUUAUUAAACGUUACUCCUCCGGACUGCAAUGUUACAUUUGGCGAGCCUAAAACCACUGAAGGAAUUGGUGGAGCAUUGCAAAAAAUGGCUACGGAUCAGCACUUUUAUAAAAUCAACGAGAUGUAUGACUAUAGCUACUGGUGUUAUUUGUCGAGGAGUUCUUAUUUUAACAACUCUUUUUACUAUAGCCUAAGUCGAUACCUAAACGUACCAUUACAACUAUUGGGAUAUAAAUGCUGUCAAAACAGAGGAAAAAAGCUAAUUUGUGACCACAAAAAUGUCAUAGAAAAUUCCUAUCAACUUAUACCGUUUUACAUAGGACUUGUUUUCCUAGUUUAUUUUCCACUGGCUCUUCUAAAAUUUGGACAAAAUGUUUUAGAAUCCAGUAAUGAUAUACCACAUCUCUCGUUACAAUCGGAAUAUUCAAUUAUACCAGAUCAGGAUGACGACUAUAUUUUUAUGAGAACAAGAAGUCCUUUAUCAGUCUUUAAAAUGAUUGUCAGCGCUUUUGGAUUGGCUAAAAAACAUCCGGUAAUUGUAUCGAGAGUACGGCGAGCUAUAUUUGUAAUAUUGGCUCCGUUUCUUGUGUACAUAUUCAUUUUCCUUUACUACAAGAAAGGACGUUAUUUGAUGAAAGAAAUAGUGAAUCAUAAAAUUCCACAUGGGUUUGUAUCUGUUGUCGGUGGUUUUACUGAGAGUCUAGACCUGUAUCUACCAAUGUUUGGGGGUCCAGCAAUUUCUCUUAUUUUAUACCUUAUAGUAGGAUUAAUAUUGACGUUAGUUCCACGAAGUUUGUCUGAUAUCCUUCAGUUAGGGUUAUCUCCAGACGAAUCAACCUAUUCAACACUUUUAACUUUAGACCUGGUCACAAUUGAAAAGUUUUCGAAGAAGAAAUGCAGUCAUAAUGUAUCUGGCUACCGGAGAUUCUAUUCUGUAAUGAGAGGAUCGUUAUACAUGUUAAUUAAUCCGUCAUUUUGGUGUUUUGUCCUAUCGUUCCAAAAGACAAGAUUGAGAAAAGUCAUAGAUAAAUUAUGUCCAGGAUGUGUUGGUACGACCUGUAUGGCCAUUAUUUGUAUCCCCGUAUUUGUAUCUUACUUUUGUUUCUGUAUUUUAGAGACGUUUCUGGUGAUAUUUUAUUACGGCUUUCCCUUUUGUUAUUUUGUGGUGUCAACUGCUAAAGGAUACGCAAAGUAUUUCCAAAGAGCACAACAAAAACAGACAUUUAUGCUUAAUGUUGUGUUGUCAAUACUUUUUCCUAUUUGCUUUCUGUUUUUCAUGUUCAUGUUGGUCAUGAUAAGUCUGGAAACUUUCAUAAUCACGGGUUAUUUCAUAUUUUUCGUCUACCUAUCCCUUAUAAUUUUCCCAGGAUGGUCUUUUGGAUUUGUAUACUAUGUGAUUAUGUUCAUUCUAUAUGUACAUAGUGUAUUGAAAGAUUUUAAACAGGAAUACCAAGACUUAUUGCAUCAUACCAUCCAAGCCUCCGUUAAAGUAAAAAAGGCUGCCAUAGCAAAGGAACUACUAAAUAAAAGACAAAAGUGUUGUGCGAUGUCUGAAUUUAUAGCAAUUACUAACAGAAUUCCCUUAGAAAUAUUUAAUCAAACUACAUCGAUACAGGACGAUAAUCGAAUCGAAUAUGUACGAUAUCGAAAACAGAUACCGGGAGUUCGGGAAGAUUUGUAUCGAUUCGUUAUCGAUAGAUCCUAUCCCGUGCAUAUCGCAUUCUUCCAUAUCAUAGUGCAAAUUUUAGUGCUACAAGUUAUUGUUUUGAUAUCUAUAUUGUUUAUUUCCACGUACAUAAAGAGGGAAUCGUCACGAGAAUCUAGUGAUGUCCUCAAUGUAAUGUGUGUGAUAAUAGUAACAAUGAUUCCAAAUCUUGUACGUCUUUUCUUCUGUAAAGUCCAUAACAAUAAGGUUAGAAAAAGGAAAAUCCGACAGAAAGUUAUAGAAUUUUGGAGAACAAGGAACAAUUUUAACAUCGAAAAUGAUAACGAGUAA
Mytilus trossulus (common blue mussel) is the source of this 2452-nucleotide messenger RNA. RefSeq lists its product as uncharacterized. The record is from RefSeq and is a predicted model, not a curated record. Lineage: Eukaryota; Metazoa; Mollusca; Bivalvia; Mytilida; Mytilidae. Bases 95 to 2452 code for a protein of 785 amino acids. The transcript is spliced from 2 exons.